Molecule: messenger RNA, 240 nt
Organism: Opisthorchis viverrini
Lineage: Eukaryota; Metazoa; Platyhelminthes; Trematoda; Opisthorchiida; Opisthorchiidae
Exons: 1
Source: RefSeq, a predicted model, not a curated record
AUUAAGUGUUGGUUUAGGAGACCUCCAAAUUCAGCUGGACUAUGUGGUAAUGGAUACGACGUCAGAAUUCAUCAAAGGACCUAAAGCAAAAAUAGAUCGCAUCAACCACCAUUUGGGCUUUACCAGACAUGCCACCUUAGGAUUUGCCGUCGAUUGUGGUAGAGUUGACACACUUCAUCUUGUGGAGCUGCUCAGUGGCCCAAGAUCAGUGACUUUCAAACCGGUGCACUACGUGAAGAA